AGCCUGAAUGGGCUGCCAUUGUCUAUGUCGCUGGUUUCCUGCCCACACUACAGCUAACUACACCUGUCUCACGAGCCGUCUGGGAGUCAAUACAGAGAACACAGCGUACUACGCUGAACAGUUUAGUGUUUGGGUGAGGACACCUUGAUAGAGCAUGGCGUCUACCGUCAGCCUACUCCGUGAGAAGUCCUUCCUGUGCUUUCUGUGCAGAGAUGUCUUCAUCAAUCCCGUCACUAUUCCAUGCGGACACAGUUUCUGCAAAACCUGUCUCUGCCAUUCUUGGUCCAAGCACCAGUCCACCUUCUGCCCACAGUGUAAAAGAGUGUUUUCCACAAGGCCGGACCUUAGUAUCAACAGAAUCCUCGCAGAUGUGUCAGAGAACUAUAGGAAAAAUCGGCCGCUGAAGCCACCCGUUGAAAAAGUUGAAGCGAAUGUUGGGCAAAUGAUUCAGGAAAGGCAGCACAAGAUAGAGAGGUUGAAGUAUUCGGUCCAGCUCCUAAAGACCUCUUGUCUCAGAGAGGUGCGAGAGAGCCAGAAGGUGUUUUCCGCUCUGGUCCAUUCCAUGGAGAAGAGCCACAAGUGGGUGGUGGCCGCCAUCGAGGAGCGGGAGCAGGAGGAGGAGAGGAAGGUGGAGAUGCUGAUCCAUGAUCUGGAGCAGGAAAUCAGACAACUGAGGAGCCAGGAGCAGAGAAAGGAGGCCCUUAAAUACGGUUCUCAGGUUCUUCAUACUAGCGAAAACGACGAUGCGGAACCCGUCGUGCCAUCGUGUGCGUCUCUUACUAUUUGCCCCACCGAUAUGAAAGACUGGUCGAAGGUUACCAUGGAAACCGACCCUUGCGUUGCCAUCACCAGGAGAGCUCUUUCUGAGAUGAUGGAUAUGCUAAAGGAAGAGGUUAAUCGACUGUCAAAAUCUGAACUUAAAAGAAUACGGAAAUACACAGCGGAUGUCAACCUGAGUCCUAAGACGGCGCACCCCUCGCUCUCCAUCUCAGAGGACAGAAAGCAGGUGAGACACACGGACAAGCUCCAAGAGGUGCCGGACAACCCCAAGAGGUUCGACCGCGUGGCCAACAUCCUGGGCAGGGAGAGUUUUGGCGCCGGCCGGUACUACUGGGAGGUGGAGGUGGGGGACAAGUUGGAAUGGAACAUCGGCGUGGUAAGACAGACCAUCAACAGGAAGGGGAAGUUCACCGUCUGCCCGGCCAACGGCUUCUGGACUCUGAGCCUCAAGCCCGGAGGCCAGUACAUCGCCAACAGCUCACCGGCCACGGUGGUGGCCGUGGAGGAGAAGCCCAGGAAGGUGGCUGUGUUUUUGGACUAUGGAGAGGGCCACGUGUCCUUCUACUGCGUGGAAAGCGGGGUUCACAUGUUCACAUUCAGGGACAGCUUCACAGACAGACUCCAUCCGUUCUUCAGUCCUGGUCGCCUACACGGAGGCCGGAACGCUGCGCCUCUUAUCGUCACCUCCAGCUGUUGCAGCAUCUGAACUUCUUAUGUAAGAUGACUGAAAAUGAUCCAUUUUUAUACGACUGAAUUGUUUUCACUGUACUUUCUUGUUAAAUGUGCCUCCAAUUGUUCUUUGUAAAUUAUUCAGGUUAGUCAUUGAACGUCGCAUGGGCACAACAAUUAAAAAGAAUUACCAUCGGGA
Gadus macrocephalus (Pacific cod) is the source of this 1648-nucleotide messenger RNA. It is a transcript of the gene btr02, whose product is annotated as bloodthirsty-related gene family, member 2. NCBI's taxonomy places the organism in Eukaryota, Metazoa, Chordata, Actinopteri, Gadiformes, Gadidae. The coding region runs from base 155 to 1486 and encodes 443 amino acids. Gene Ontology annotation, molecular function: protein binding. The transcript has 7 exons. The record is from RefSeq and is a predicted model, not a curated record.